Molecule: messenger RNA, 8235 nt
Organism: Symbiodinium sp. CCMP2456
Lineage: Eukaryota; Dinophyceae; Suessiales; Symbiodiniaceae
Source: the annotation of a GenBank genome assembly
AUGACUGAUUCCAACUAUGAUCACUUGUUGUACAACUGGAAUCGACUGCAACAUGUUGCUAAGUCCUUACAUCCGGGUUUGACGGGUGAGCUUGUGAACAUUCUUGCAACGCCGUUCGAGGAACCAAUCCUUCAGGAAAACCGAGUCUUGAUCAGGGCAUACAUUGCAGUCUCGUCGGACGAGGUGCCGGACCCCGCGACUGCACAGAAGGUAGUUCUGGUAUUGCGGCGAGCGGACUGGGUUGCGGUUUCUCAGCGUAACGGACCGCUUCAGAUCAUUGCAGCGACUUUGUGCAUGCAGCAACAACAGUACAUGCUGGACUGUACAGGGCCUUCUUCAGUGGUGGUUACCAGUUGCAGCUUGGAAAGUGACACCUGUGUGCGCAUGGCCGAAUUCUUCUCGGGUGGUUUCUCGGGUUGGAGCCAGGCUGCGUACAUUCUGCAUACAGCAGGUCUUCCGGUGCAGGCCUCAUGGUCCAUUGAUGUGGAUCCGGCCUGUUCGGACAUGCUCCGACACCAGCACCAGAAGUGGCAGGAGGUUUCUGAUCUCGAGGGUCUUUGCUCAGUCGAGGAUGAGGGGAUGCUUCACUUGUGCGCUGACAUCAAGACAAACUGGUGGUUGAGGGUUUUCCAGCUGAGGCCGGUUAAUGUAGUCUGUGUGUCUGCCCCUUGUCAGCCCUGGUCGUCGGCAGGCAGUGAGCAAGGCUUGCACUCUGACGAUGGCAGGCUUCUGCUUCGUGCCGCGGAUAUUGCAGGCUUUUUCCGCGUACCGGUUGUGUUGCUUGAACAGGUGGCCAACUUUGCAACCCACCCGCACUUCGCAGCAGUGAUGCAUGCUUGGAGUCUCGCAGGUUAUUCUGUGCAGUGGCAAGCCACGCUAAACCUGUUAGACAUACUGCCUGGCCAGCGGCAGCGAUUCCUGAUGGUGCUGCAGCACCGCGGUCAUGCCAACACCAAGCAGUUGCAGGUCAACUCAUGGAGCAUUAGCAAACGGAUGAAUCUGGGCCAAGCCAGAGUCCUGUUUGACCUUCCCCCUCCGCUGCUUGCAGCUAACACCCCGGAUGCAGCUGCCCUUGAAAUGUAUAUGGAUCCGUGGUACGUCCCUGCCCCCAGACAGGCGAAUUGCUCCCCGCAGGCACCUGAAAAGUACCGCGUCAGGACGGCCACAGAUGUUGCAGGGGUGUUCGUUGCGAUGUAUCAGUUCCAGCAUGAGCUGCCACCGGCGCAGUUGCAGCGAGGCAUACAUGGCUGUUUGCUACGCAAGUCGGGCCUGGUGAGGUUUUUUGCAGGCCCGGAAAUAGCAGCGAUUCACGGAGCUGCGUCGCCCAUCUUCUUGUCGGUUGAUCAGCGCACGCAGAUGCGAUUGUUGGGCAAUGGCAUCGCUGUUCCGCAUGCUAUGGUCCCCUUGGUCUGCGGGUGCUCCUUGUUAGGACUUCACGAUGCACCUGAGCCCGCCGCAGCGGUUGCAAUGUGCCUUCGCUCUCGGUUGCACGCAGAUAAUUCCUUGCUGAUGCCUUUCGGUCAGGAUUGGGUACUGUGUCAUAAAUCUCAGAUGCACCAGGUCCUCCAUGCGCAAGGCCUCAUGUGUCCGCGGUCGCUGCGUGCGCCUGCUCCCGAGGCUUUUGUGGAAAUCCUGCUUCAAGCCCCGGACAGGGAUUUCAGGGUUCUGGCGCCGCCCGACUGUGAUGUGGGAUCUUUCUUUGGGUUUCUUGGGUGUCCAGAGGUCCUCCCGAAGUUGACAAACAGCUUGUGCGAUGGCCUCCAGGCCAUGACGGUGCACGCGCAGCAGGUCCCGACAUUAAACUGUGGAGGUUUCAUGUACACCGGCGGUGCGCCACUUGGCAUGGCCCUGAUCUUGUCUGAUGAGCGGGCUUUUGUUGUCGAGCUCCGGACCGCCAGGUCAUGGUCCCAGCUUCUUAGUGUCUCCCAGAUGGUUGUGCCUGAAACUGGCUCCUUGGCGCUGUUCGCAACCACAGGGCAGCGUCUCUUUGCGGAGGAACAGUUCUCGGCUUGCAUGAUUGCGGCCGCUGAAGAUGACGAAUUGCCGAUCUUCCCGCUGCGUCGGUUGGCCUCUUCCCUGCAUGGCCUGUGUGUGUCUAGGAGCCAUGAUGAACUGCAGGUGCAGGUACAGGCGCACGUCGCCUUGGAUGUCUGGCUUGCCAUGCCAUUCCAUCUAGUGCAUGCCAUGGGCUGGCUCUCUGAAGAGGACAAUUUCCCGCCUUUGCAUCCUGCGCCCUCGUGCCUUAAGCUCAGACAGGUGCGCCAGCCUGGCAUGCCGGUUGAUUUGAUGCAUGAUCAGUGGCGGUUGUGGCUGCUAACGGCGCAGCUCGACGAGCUUGCUGCCACCUGCAAAGGAGACACCAUUGCGUCUGAAAUUCAGGUUGUUGCCAGAUGUCUCUGGACGGGCUCCCUCCCAGCUGAUACCACUCUGGAGGUCAUCUCUGGGUUCUGGCGCCAGGCUAGUGCUGUUUGUGGCCUUGGCGACGGCCACCGCAUCUUUUCAGGACCCCACCCGCACCUGCCUUCCAUUCCGCUGCGCGAGCUUCGCCAAAGCCCCAAGGAAUGUGUGGUACGGCGCUCAGGCCGCUUGCUCAUCACGGUUCAUCCCGAGGUUAGAGGCGGGGGGGUUAAAUCUGAGAAUUUGAGCUGGGCCCAGACCCGCACAGCUUCCUUGUGCCUUUCGAAUGGAUUGGACCUCAACAGCACUACGACCUUUGUGGACCAGCUCUCCGGAGCAGUCGGUGCCCAGCGUCUCUCUUUGUGUCUGCAGGAUUCCUCCACUUCUGAUCGUUGGCAGGCCAUUGUUGACUUGGCGGAAGGUGCUAAGAUCGCGGUACCUCAGGGGUGCAAUCUGCAAGCCAAGGCGGCUCAUCGGGCCACCAAAGCCGUGCAACGCCGCAAGAACCAGGAUCGCCGCCAGGUCCAGGCAGAGGAUGUCUGUCUCGCACCAGAGUUCUUUGUCAACGAAGACAAUACCCCGACCACCAUCCUCGAUGACAUCCGCCCAGGGGUGUCAGGCAUCAAGCUGGUUAGUGAGCCUGAGGCACAUGCUUUGAUUCAAACCCUGCGAGGCGUCCAACCGGAUGAGCUGGGUUUACUGGUGCUCGGCCACUCCUGCCCUUGCCCGGACGAUUGUAAUGGACAGCUGUGCUUUCCUGCCACUUCCCGGGCCAACGGUUCGCGUUUGCUUUUAGCUGGGUGUCUCCACAACCUCGGUGGGAAGCAGGUUCGCACAAAGAACACUGGCGACAUCAAAGUCGAUUUGCCGGAGAUGUGUUGCUGUGCUUUCGAGUGCUAUGCCGAUGAAUUUGAGGCAGAGACAUGGGCUUCUCUCACACAAGCCCCGGUGCGUGCCGUCAUGGACCGCUUCAAGAAAAGUGGACUGGACAAGCCUUUUUCGGAUCCUUGGGGGCGCAGCUUUUCUCUGAAUGGCAGGCCUGCCCUUGCUUCCCUCGCUGACAAGGUCUAUUUUCAGGCCCGUGUUUUGUCGGAGUCUCUUGACCCUCUCCUCAUUGCAAGCGGCCACAACCAUGUGUACUGCACCCCACGCAACAUUGACAGGACAGUUGUCCAAGCAUAUGCCAUUGUAUGGUCCGGUGCCUCACGGGCAGAUGCGGUGCGGGCUUCCUUGCAGACGCCUGAACAGCUAGGGCUUGUUCGGGCCAAAAACCGUUAUGGCUUGAGAGUCCCUGCGGCACGUUUCCCGGCCAUCUUUGCCAACCUCAGGCCAGGCCAGGUGGUUCCGAGUAAAGUGGCGGUGAAUCAGUUGUUCAGGGUUGGGCCGCUCCCGCAAGCGGUGAGUACAGAUGCAAUCAUUGACUGGGCCUCGCGCGCGGGAUGGCAGGUUCGCGUCAUGAAAAGCUUAGGCGCUCGGCAUUGGCUGCUGGGCGCUUCCACGGCACCGCCUGAGGUUUAUCCUGCCUUUAACGGCCAGACGCUCUUAAUCUCACCAGUGGGCCCGCGCCAGGCGUCACCGCCAAUCGUCCAGUCCGGAAACUUGGGGCCCCGGGCCCCGCCUGGCCCUCCCUCGGCCGGCCCUUCAGCGAAGGCCACACCAGGCGCCUCUAUCAAGGUUGAUGAUCCCUGGCAGAACUUUGAUCCAUGGCGGGCGGCGGCAUUCGGCUCCCAGUCCGGUGCCAGCUUCACGAGUCGGCCCUCCCUUUCCUCGACCCCCACUGAGGCGCCAUCCCGGUCCCUGGCCGGCCCUACAGAGCAGAGGUUUCAGGCACAGGAGUCGCGCCUACUUGCAUUGGAGGAGGGACUCGAGCAGCUCAAGGUGCGACAGGAGUCCAACCAUGCCGAAUUGGUGCAGGCGCAGGCAGAUGAUAGGGAGGCCUCCACCAAAACCGCGGGUCAACUACGUGAUCAAAUGAGUCUCAUGGGCAAUGAGUUUGCAAGUCAGCUGCGACUGUUGGUUGAAUCCUUGAAAGGUGCCCAGCUUCAGCAGCAGCAGCAAACGCAGGCCAGCCUCGAGGAGCUGAAGUGCUUGAUGUUGUCUUGCCGUGACAAUCGAGAAUCAUCCAAGAAAGCGAAGACCACGGGGGACCCGGCCCUCAAUCCUGGACCCUCGGAGGCGGUCGAUGGGCCUCAACCACCGGAUGCCAAUAGGCCGUGCCAGCUUGUCCGGGUGUCUUUCCCCCCCGUGUGCUUCCCCGCCCUGAUGGCGGAUGCCCUGACCCCCGAGCUGACUGUACCUGCGGCCGCUGCUCCGUCUGCCUCUUCUCUGCAUUGCACACAAGAGACCUCAGACCCCUUUUUCCGCCUUGCGGUCGUCAAUCCCACCAGUGUGCUGAAUAAGGAGCCUCAUCUGGUGGCACUGCAAUGUCACAUUUGUCUCCUCUCUGAGACUUCGGCGGUCGAUAGGGCCCAGCAGGUUGUUCGUCGGCGCCUCCAUCAAGCCGGCUUUGCGUGGGUUUGGGGCGAACCAGUUCCUGCGCACCAGACGGAACGGGCGCCAACUGGCUCCAUGCGUGGACACGCUGCAGGGGUGGCCAUUGCUUCGCUUUUCCCAGUACGCGCCCCCUUCGAUCCCUGGAUCUGUACUGGAGUGUCGGCCCACCGCCUUGUGCUCGGUCAUGUGCGUGUUGGCCCAAUGCAUGCGCGACUCAUUGUGGUGUACGGGUGGCCGGCAAAUCAUACGGCUGCGAAGGACCGAAAUGAGUGCUUGUUCCGAGAAGUUCUACAGGCGGUUGCCUGCUCGCCGCUGCCAACCCUUAUUGGCGGCGAUUUCAAUAUGGAUGUGACCUCACUGCCCUGUUGGCCUGAGUUCGUCAAGUUGGGCUUUGCCGAGCUUUUUUCAUUUUGCCGCAGCCGCUUUGGGAAGACUUUGUCACCGACCUGUCGCGGCAGCACACGCCAUGAUUCGGUUCUCCUGCCGCCGGUCUUCCAGACUCUGUUGCAAACGGCGAUGGUUAAUGAUACCUGCCAGCUUUUCGAUUCACAUGCGCCAGUGGUGCUUGAGUUUUCUCUGCCCCAGCACAAUCCGUGUAAACAGGUCUGGCGUAAACCAGACAGCUGGAUGAAGUAUGAGCCAGCUGCCGAGCUUGUGCAAAGCCACUACCUCCGUCGGCGUGCUUGUGUCGGUGAUAGUUUGCUUGGAUGCUCCUCCCGUGAUGAGCUUGAUACUGCCUUUCAUCAGUGGGCCACUGUGAUCGAGGAUUCUGUUGACGCGGCCAUUGGCCAGGCUCAUGCUGAGGACCCUCUUCGUCAACCCGCUGCACGGUUGCCUCGUCGAGCCAAGGGCAGGUGUACAUAUCGGGAGGUCAAACAACAGGCGUUGCCGCUCACGGCCCCAAAUGCCAGAUGUGGCGAAUAUAACCCGCCGGACGAGGCUCUUUCCCAUCGGUCCAGGCACAAGGUUAAGCAGGUACGCCGCCUCCAGUCUUUUCGCCGACGCCUGGUUUCCGUACGUGCAGUGGCUGGCCUUCAACCACCCUCGGACUGCCUUGUCAAUUCUCUCUGCUGUGAGUGGCAUGCGAUUGAGAAUGCCAGGGGCUACCCGCCCUCCUUCUGCCAAUGGCUCUUACAGGUUGCGCAUUUCGAUGCCUUUUACUUUGUCACAGCAGUUGGGCCGGCGGAGUUGAUAUCGUCAUCAAGUGCUUUGCGCCAGCUUGAUUCCUUGCCACCGGAGCCAUGGCUCAGUGAUGUCUGUGACUUUGUCAGAUUUGAGUGCGACGCAGUUGUGCGCCAGGAGCAGCAGCAACGCAAACAACUGUGGUCAUAUCUAAAUGACCAGGAUGCCGCCACGGGCCUUCGACAAGCCUAUCGCUCCCUGCGAAACCUUGACAAUCCACCUUUCACAUCCAUUCCUGUCAAGGAAUGCCAGCAGGCUUCACUGGAAUGUUGUGCACUAGGAGGGUGGGGUCUUUUCCGGGCUCCGGCGCCCGAGUUUUUUCAACAGGGCUGCCCUGCUGUCGCUGAUGAGUUGCCUGUUCUGGUUGGCAGCUGCCAGCAAGAUGAGGUUUUCGGCCCAAGACUCUGGCUUCACUUCGGGCGCUCGCCCCUCCCUGCUAAAUGCGUCAUUUGCCAGGAUACAGAGGCCGUUACCCCUCGUGAGCUUCACAGGAGCUUCACCAAUUUCUGGCAUCCUCUUUGGAACCGUGACCAGGGAGCCGCUGCUCGGAACUUGGAUCCUUGGGCUACUUUUGUGGAGUCUUUGCCAGAGCCCCCAGCCGCAUCAGCUGGCCUUCGGCUCCAAUUGCAGGACCCUGAUUUCUGGCAGCAACACUUGCGUCGCCUCAAGCCUCGUUCUGCAACGGGCUACUGCGGGUUUUCUAACCAGGAACUUCGCUGGCUCCCUCAAGCACCCUUGGAGGAUCUCGUGCGCCUUUUUGUGCUCUGUUCCAAGCACGGCUGGCCCAAGCACUUUGCAAGGGCGACGGUGAGUACGUUAGCCAAGGUCCAGCAGCCACUGAGCAUGCAGCAUGGCCGUCCCAUAACAGUCUUUGCUAACCUGUACCGCUUCUGGGCCUCCGGGCUGGCAACAGCCAUUCUGCGCCAAUGGGCCUCUUGGCUGCCAAGAGGAGUGAUGGGAAGUGUCCCAGGCCGGUCUGUCCGCGACUUGUCCCUUGCGCUGGAGUGCGAAAUUGAACAGCAUCUUUUGCAGGCCUCACCCCUAGGUGGCUUCUCGAUUGAUGUGGUGAAAUGUUUCAACCAGCUCCCGAGGGUGCCGCUGCGCUACCUCUUGGCCCAUUUGGGCGUGCCAGAAGACGUCCUACAUGCCUGGUUUGACUGGUUAGAUAACUGUCACCGUCUGCCGGUCUUCCACGGCUCCAUUGGGCCUCCUGUUCUUUCCUGCACAGGUAUGCCUGAGGGUUGUCCGCUGUCAGCGCUUGCCCAGGUCGCGGUAUGCUGGGCCGCACACGAGCAUCACAUGAGUUUCGGAGCACGGCACUCCUCCUAUGUCGACAAUUUUACGUGGACCGGCAGCACCAUUGCUUCCCUUGCCGAGGCCCUGCUCACUGCCCAGGACUUCUGUGCUUCCCUUUCCCUGCCCAUUGAUUGGACCAAGUCCUUUGCGUGGGCCACAGACAAGAAGCUCAGGGUCUGGCUCAAGGGGCCCGCCCAACGCCUGUUACCAGACGGAGCACAACUGUCGGUCGUCACCAAUGCCAAGGACCUGGGUGUUGCCUUCAAGUUCCGCAGAAUCAACAGCCUGGACGCAUCCUCCAAACGUUUGUCUGAAGGGCACCGGCGCCUCCAAUCCUUGCAGCGCCCGGGGGUUGCCCUGCUUCAAAAGGCACGGUUGCUUCAAACCAGCAUUUGGCCAGCGACCUUCUAUGGCUUCGAGGCUCGCCUCCUCAGUGCUGAUCAGGUUGGCAAGUUGCGUACAGCUGCCUCCCGCGCCAUGCUUGGUGACCGCCCUAGCGCCAAUCCUUUCCUUACUUUGUCUGCCCUGACACCACAGGUGACCGACCCCGAGGUUUUUCUGCUCAGCCAAGCAGUUUUGGCUCUCCAGCGCAUGAGCUUUUGCCGCCCAGAUCUCGCCACCCGCUGGCUGAAGGUGACUGUCUCUGCCAUUGAUGCCGAUCAGAGGGUCAUUGGCCCCGCUACAGCAUUGGCUGCUAUGCUCCGGAGAAACGACUGGCGGAUCAGUCCGGCGGGGGUUGCCAAAGGCCCGGGCCAUGCCACCUUCAAUCUCUACACGGAUCCUCCGCGAGUCAUCCGCUUGGCCAUCCGUACGGCCUGGUUGGACCAAGUUCCUGACAAGGUGCGGGAUCGAAAUGGAAUGGCGUAA